AUGGGCUUCCAUGCACCUUUAAAUGGUUCAAGCAAAAACUCAAAAUCUUCAGCAUUUGCAUCUUUUGAUUCUGCAUCUGUCAUGCAAAUAGUAAACAAAGCAAAAGAUAAGAUAGUGCCCGAUGCACAGUUCCAUCAGACCAUCACAGAUCAAGGAAUACGGCAUUACCAAGAAAAACUAUCUCCACUACUUCAAAACUCGUAUCAUGGAGCAAACGUAAACACUAAUAAGCAAGAUUCUUCCCCCAUGAAAUCACCAGUGACAUUGCAGCAUGCCUUGAAUGUGCGUUUGGAAAGUAUACUUAGUUUGAAUGUUCGACCGGGGGAGCCAUUUUUUGUCUUAUGGUUUUUAAUUUCAAGUUAUUUUCCAUUGAUUGCCGCAUGUCUAGGUCCCUUGGCAAAUAUGAUAUCGAUCGUUGCUUUAGUCGAGCAUUGGAAAGUGGACAUUAUUACCAGGAAAAAUGUCCCUGACAUACCAAAAGUAGUUGUAAUGAAUGCAGUUUCAUUAGCAUUGGGUUUGAUUGGCAAUAUUUCGUUGUUAAUGAACUUUUCUCGAUCUGUCAAAUAUUUGGUCAGUCAAUCGGUUUCUAUAAUUGCAUGGCUUUGCGCCAGUGCUUUGCUCGCUGCUGCACUUUUUGUGACAAACAGAGAGUUUGGUGGUGAAAAUCCAAAAUAUGUUCCAUCAGAAGGGUUUUAUUUUGCGGCAUUUACUUCCGGUAAUUAUUUUGUAUGUAUGCUAAUCUUGGUAAUCAAUUUCAUGGGAUAUAGUUUGAAAAAAUAUCCGCCAACAUUCAAUCUAGACCAAAGACAGAGAACAUUAAUGUUAUUCACGAUUUUGUUUUCCACUUGGACAGUAAUAGGAGCAUUCACCAUGGGAUCGUUGAUAGAUGAUAUAAGUUAUGGUUCAGCAUUGUAUUAUUGUAUUGUUUCUUUUUUGACUAUUGGGUUGGGUGAUAUUUUGCCUGAAACCUCUGGUGCCAAAGUCGCUGUUUUAGUGUUCUCUUUGGGAGGUGUAUUGAUAAUGGGAUUGAUUGUUGCAACCCUUCGCCUGGUUAUACUAUCUUCUGCAGCCCCAGCCAUAUUCUGGAACGAUGUUGAAAAAACCAGAAUAGCUCUAUUAGCACAAUUGGACAAAGAAAACAGACAUUUAACCCUGGAAGAAAGCUUUCACGAAAUGAGGGUGCUAAGACGCAAAGUAAAAUCCAGACACAAGAAGGUAUCAUUAGCAUUGACUAUUGCAGUAUUCAUGAUAUUUUGGCUUAUUGGCGCGCUAAUAUUUCAAAAAAUUGAAAAAUGGUCAUAUUUCAACGCCAUGUAUUUCUGUUUCUUGUGUUUGAUCACGAUUGGCUAUGGUGAUUAUGCACCCAAGACCAGUCUUGGACGCGUUUUUUUUGUUUCGUGGGCAGUGGGUGCUGUCCCUUUAAUGACUAUCUUGGUUUCCAAUGUUGGUGAUACAUUAUAUGAAAUUUCCAACGACAUAAGUGCUUGGUUCUCCACCUGGAUGUUUUCCACAAAAGAAGAGUACAGGGAUUUAAAAUGGAAGAAAAAGAAAUUGCAGGAGGACCAAGAAGAUCAGCUUACAGUAAACUCUGAGGCGGUACGUAGUAGCGAACUUGAUGAAGAUUUGGAUCUUGCAAAAAUGGAACAAGAAGCUAGUCUUGAAGCACGUGACAAUAGUUCCAACGGUGAAAUUGGGGCUGCUAGUAUAGAUAACCCAAAUGAAGAUGUUAAAGUUGAGGAUAAUGAUACUUGUAUUACAAACUCGAGUAACUCCAAUAUGCGGAAAGACCAAGAGAAUAACUCUUAUUCUGAAAGAUCGGUUUGUAAAUCAGAAAAGCAGAAUUUUGACAUCGAGAGGAUACGGCAAAAGAUCGCUUCCAAGAAACAAGUACAUGAAAUGCUAAUAGAUUAUUUGGAAAAAAUGAAACCUUUGAUUGGGGACAGUAUUGAAUCACCUAACAGAAAAUAUAGUUAUAAACAAUGGAAAGGAGCAUAUGAUGGGUUCUGGUUGAGUGAAUCAUCGCCUUUGAGAUUGCCUUUAAAAGAGCCUAAUUAUUUAAUCUUGAAAAUCUACUUUGAGAUUGAAAUGAUGUUGCGGGGUUUGGUUGACAUGGAGAUAGAAGAUUUGAAAACGUUGACUAUACAGGAUGUGUCUAAUGAACUUUCUUCAAGUUCUUCCACUGAUAUAAAGUUUGCAAGAACAAUAAAGUUUGAUGAUGAUAAAUGA
This is a messenger RNA of Candida albicans SC5314, 2226 nucleotides long. RefSeq names its product Tok1p (gene TOK1). NCBI's taxonomy places the organism in Eukaryota, Fungi, Ascomycota, Pichiomycetes, Serinales, Debaryomycetaceae. Gene Ontology annotation, biological process: potassium ion transmembrane transport; stabilization of membrane potential. Gene Ontology annotation, cellular component: membrane. Gene Ontology annotation, molecular function: potassium ion leak channel activity. The record is from RefSeq and is a predicted model, not a curated record. The transcript has a single exon. The coding region runs from base 1 to 2226 and encodes 741 amino acids.